AUGGCGACGAAAAGCGAGCGAAGAAAGUUUUCUUCAUGUACAAUAGGGACGAAAUUUCAGCCCUAUAAUGAUCAAGAUCUCAUAAGCUAUCUACAAAAAUUCGUUUGCGGAAUGCCAAUUGAGUCUGAUCGUAUUCGACAUAUAGACGUGUACGGUAACAAAAAGCCAUGUGAAUUAUUCCAAGACUUAUUAGGGGAGACGAGUACUGAUCAUGUAAACUAUAUCUUUACUCAGUUGAAGAAAAAAUCUGACGGAGGUAAAAAUUAUAACAGGUCAAUUACUGGAGGUGGAUCAUGGAAAGGACGAGACACGGGUAAACCGGUUCGCGAUAAGGAAGGAUCAGUGAUUGGGUUGAAGAAAACUUUUCGUUUUGAUGAAGAAAGUGACAUUGGUAAUAAUCAAAGAAUUGUGUGGAGUAUGAAAGAAUAUUGUCUUAGCGACGCGAGACUAGAGGUGUUAAGACAACGUAGUCAAAUCCGACACGAGGACUCAGUUCUGUGUAGCAUUGAGAAGAAGGUUAAUUUGUGUAAAAAUUCUCAGGAUAUCUCAAGUUCUUCUUCAGCAACGAUAUAUUGUGGGUGGUCGUUGUACACUGAACUAACUAAACUGCCACCAUUUGAUGGACCGUUUGAGUCGUUGACUGAAGAAGAAUUGGCGUUCUUUGAUAAUCCUGAUCCUGGAUAUUCACAUGCUUAUGAGAAUAUACAAGAGGAAAAUAAAUGA
Molecule: messenger RNA, 723 nt
Organism: Nicotiana tabacum (common tobacco)
Lineage: Eukaryota; Viridiplantae; Streptophyta; Magnoliopsida; Solanales; Solanaceae
Product: NAC domain-containing protein 78-like
Biological process (GO): regulation of DNA-templated transcription
Molecular function (GO): DNA binding
Source: RefSeq, a predicted model, not a curated record